UGGAGACUGGGGCCGGCAGAUCACACACCAGAACCCACAGCAGCAGCGCAUUGCCGAAGUCACGAUGCAGAAAUACACUGUGUUGCUGGUCUGCCUGGUGGCAGCUGCCGCCGCGUACACCACCAAGUACGACAACAUCGACCUGGACGACAUCCUGCAGAACGACCGCCUGCUGAAGAAGUACCACGAGUGCCUCCUCUCUGACAGCGACGCCUCCUGCACUCCUGAUGGGAAGGAGCUCAAGGCUGCCGUCCCUGAUGCGCUGACCAAUGAGUGCGCCAAGUGUAACGAGAAGCAGAAGGCUGGCGCUGAGAAGGUGAUCAGGUUCCUCAUCAAGGAGAAGCCCGACCUGUGGACGCCGCUGGAGAGCAAGUACGACCCCACCGGCAGCUACAGGCAGAAGUACGGCGAGGAGCUCAAGAGGGUCUCCGCCUAAACUCCUGCAGCUACUAGUAUCGGCCACUGUGAUAUCUGCAAAUCAGUAACUCAUGUAAUCUACUUUUUCCAACGCGGUUUGUUCCUUUUAUUUAAUAAAUAAAUAAUAAAAAAUGGAAA
Schistocerca gregaria is the source of this 555-nucleotide messenger RNA. RefSeq names its product allergen Tha p 1-like. Bases 65 to 436 code for a protein of 123 amino acids. Lineage: Eukaryota; Metazoa; Arthropoda; Insecta; Orthoptera; Acrididae. The record is from RefSeq and is a predicted model, not a curated record. The transcript is spliced from 2 exons.